AUGAUGAUGACGUGCCGUCUGCUGUGCGCCCUGUUGGUGCUUGCCCUGUGCUGCUGCCCGUCCGUGUGCGUGGCAGACACUCAGUCUCAAGCUGCCGCCACUUCUUCCCAGACGACCACGGCGACCACACCCCCGGCAUCAGUCCCCAAGGAGAAGUCCACACUCAAAAAUAAUGUAGGUGUCGUUCCACUGCCUUCACCACCAGAUCCAUCACAAGGGACCGCCGGUUCGACAGGGUCGUCAAGUUUGGGGUCAGUUGCAACGCCGGGAAAUGGUGGCGAAGAGGGAACAGGAUCUACCAGUACGGCAGGUCUGGGACCAAAAGUAAAUACCGAGCCAAAUAAAUCAUUGACAGAGGGUACGAAAGAGCAACAAAGUCGCACUGAACCAUCCGCAGAACAAACAAAUAAGGAGUCUGAAACUUCUGCUCAGACAACCACGACGACCACCACCACACAGGCACCAACCACGACGACCACCACUGCGCCAGAGGCACCAAGUACUACGACUACAGAGGCGCCAGCUGUGUCGACCACCCGCGCACCGUCACGUCUUCGCGAAAUCGACGGCAGCCUCAGCAGCUCUGCGUGGGUGUGUGCCCCGCUGGUGCUUGCCGUAUCCGCGCUGGCGUACACCACUGUGGGCUGA
Molecule: messenger RNA, 648 nt
Organism: Trypanosoma cruzi
Lineage: Eukaryota; Euglenozoa; Kinetoplastea; Trypanosomatida; Trypanosomatidae
Product: mucin TcMUCII, putative
Exons: 1
Coding region: 1-648 (215 amino acids)
Source: RefSeq, a predicted model, not a curated record